Messenger RNA from Cryptococcus wingfieldii CBS 7118, 735 nucleotides. Its product is annotated as proteasome subunit alpha type-5. The transcript is spliced from 7 exons. Bases 1 to 735 code for a protein of 244 amino acids. Gene Ontology annotation, cellular component: proteasome core complex, alpha-subunit complex; nucleus; proteasome core complex. NCBI's taxonomy places the organism in Eukaryota, Fungi, Basidiomycota, Tremellomycetes, Tremellales, Cryptococcaceae. The record is from RefSeq and is a predicted model, not a curated record. Gene Ontology annotation, biological process: proteasome-mediated ubiquitin-dependent protein catabolic process.
AUGUUCAUGACCAGAUCCGAAUACGACCGAGGCGUCAACACCUUCUCCCCUGAGGGGCGAUUGUUCCAAGUCGAAUAUGCUAUGGAGGCCAUCAAGCUUGGUUCCACAACGGUCGGCAUCACAACGUCGGAGGGAACCGUGCUUGCAGUAGAGAAGCGUGUCCCUUCCCCCCUCCUCGAAUCAUCCUCCAUCGAGAAGAUCAUGGAGAUUGACUCUCAUGUCGGCUGUGCCAUGUCAGGUCUUACUGCCGACGCCCGAACCAUGGUAGAACACGCCCGGGUGACAAGUCAAAUGCACGCCUUCACCUACGACGAGCCGAUCGGUGUCGAAAGCUGUACGCAGGCCGUCUGUGACUUGGCGUUGAGAUUCGGAGAGAGUGUGGAAGACGAUGACGCGUUGAUGUCCCGACCGUUUGGUGUUGCGCUUCUGAUUGCUGGUAUAGAUGAGAAGGGUCCUCAACUCUUCCACACCGACCCCUCUGGUACCUUUGUCCGUUACGAGGCCAAGGCCAUCGGAUCCGGUUCUGAAGCUGCCCAGCAAGGGCUCCAAGACGCUUACCACAAGCAAAUGACCCUGGCCGAGGCUCAAACCUUGGCGUUGAAGGUCCUCAAGCAGGUGAUGGAGGAGAAGCUGGACGAGAACAAUGUCCAGCUUGCUCAGGUGACUCGGGAGCAAGGAUUCAAGAUUUUGACAGAGGAAGAAUUGAAGGGUGUCAUCACCACCAUUCCCGCCUAG